Neopsephotus bourkii (Bourke's parrot) is the source of this 444-nucleotide messenger RNA. Its product is annotated as trafficking kinesin-binding protein 1-like. The transcript has a single exon. Gene Ontology annotation, molecular function: signaling receptor binding. Lineage: Eukaryota; Metazoa; Chordata; Aves; Psittaciformes; Psittacidae. Bases 1 to 444 code for a protein of 147 amino acids. Gene Ontology annotation, biological process: neurotrophin TRK receptor signaling pathway; anterograde axonal transport of mitochondrion; neurogenesis. The record is from RefSeq and is a predicted model, not a curated record. Gene Ontology annotation, cellular component: dendrite.
AUGGCAGCAGGACCCUGCCCGCGGAACGCGGAGGGAACGGGGGGGCGAGAGGGGUUAGGGCUAGGACCUCGGGGGGGUCCCUGUUUGCCACCCUAUGGGGGCCCCCCAAUCCCGGGUCCCUUCACGAGUGUCUCUGGGGAGCUCCCGGUGCCCCCCCCCCGGCUGAGGCCGUGCCCGGUGCUCCCAGAGCCGUGCAGCGGCGACGUCCCCGAGGUGGAGCUCAGCAGCCUCCUGCGGGAGCCGCUGCCCCGCUACACGCUGCGGGCCGACACCGUCUUCGGCUACGACCACGAGGACUGGCUCCGAGCCCCCCCCGGCCCCCCGGGGCCCGCGGCCCCGCUCACGCCCCGGCAGAUGGAGGAGACGCUGCGGUACUUCCGUGAGUGCGGGGUCAGGGCGGCACCGGCGCUGAUCGCCGCUAACGGGAUAACGGGAACGGGAUAA